AUGAGACUUGUCAUCUUCUAUGUUUUGGAGGCGCCAGAGAAGGUACCUCGAGCUGACCAGAGCUCGUUCAGUUACGCCAAACUAGUCCACCGUGCCGAUCUCCAGGAUGCUAUAGAGAAUACCAAUGAACAAGUGUUGAUGGUGAUUGAAAACAAUCCGCUAAGAGAACAUAGGAAAUCGAUAAAGGAGGCUACCGAGAGUCUUGAUUGUAUUGUAGCGGUUGCGGUACAACAAACAGAUCCGAUUGACAACUUCACUGAUGAAGAUGAUAUGCAAAGUUAUGUCCAAAUAGAUCUAGAAAGCCAGGAAGCUUUUGAGUCGUUUAACGAGGAAUGUGAAUCAGAUAAAGGGUUUUAUGUUUUAGAAAAGAUGGAUGUUUGCAAGAGCUACUCCAAAGCUAAUCAAGCCAGUAUGGUGAUUGACCUUGUGAAUAUCUGUACGGGAAAACCCUUCUUCAAGGAAGACUACUACGGAUGUGCUUAG
Molecule: messenger RNA, 483 nt
Organism: Candidozyma haemuli
Lineage: Eukaryota; Fungi; Ascomycota; Pichiomycetes; Serinales; Metschnikowiaceae
Exons: 1
Coding region: 1-483 (160 amino acids)
Source: RefSeq, a predicted model, not a curated record